Molecule: messenger RNA, 540 nt
Organism: Eremothecium sinecaudum
Lineage: Eukaryota; Fungi; Ascomycota; Saccharomycetes; Saccharomycetales; Saccharomycetaceae
Gene: SKP1
Product: SCF ubiquitin ligase subunit SKP1
Exons: 1
Coding region: 1-540 (179 amino acids)
Biological process (GO): mitotic cell cycle; SCF-dependent proteasomal ubiquitin-dependent protein catabolic process
Cellular component (GO): cytoplasm; nucleus
Molecular function (GO): cullin family protein binding
Source: RefSeq, a predicted model, not a curated record
AUGACUGAUAGAGCACAGAAAGUUGUCUUAGUGAGUGUGGAAGGGGAGCGUUUUACCGUGGAGCGCAAAAUUGCGGAGCGUUCCCUUCUUCUAAAGAACUAUUUAAAUGAUAUGCACGAUACACAUUUCCGAGACGAUUCGGAAGAUGAAGCUGAGGCUUCAGAAGAGAAUGAUAAAAUUGUGAUGCCUGUUCCUAAUGUGCGCUCUUCAGUUCUUCAAAAAGUUAUUGAAUGGGCCGAACAUCAUAAGGAUUCUAACUUUCCUGACGAGGAAGACGACGAUUCGCGUAAAUCAGCUCCCGUGGACGCUUGGGACCGCGAAUUCUUAAAAGUUGACCAAGAAAUGCUUUACGAAAUCAUUUUAGCUGCGAAUUACUUGAAUAUCAAACCAUUGUUGGAUGCGGGUUGUAAAGUUGUAGCUGAAAUGAUCAGGAAUCGAUCACCGGAAGAGAUUAGAAGGACGUUCAACAUUGUUAACGACUUCACUCCAGAAGAAGAAGCAGCGAUUAGACGUGAGAAUGAAUGGGCCGAGGAUCGCUGA